Molecule: messenger RNA, 186 nt
Organism: Gongylonema pulchrum
Lineage: Eukaryota; Metazoa; Nematoda; Chromadorea; Rhabditida; Gongylonematidae
Source: the annotation of a GenBank genome assembly
AUGUUAAAUCAAGCUUACUUGGUUAUUAAGAAUAAGUACGAGAAUGGCGAUGGUACAGUGGAAACAAGCGCUAUUCACCGGAGAUUGAGGAUAUCCAGAGGAGUGCAGCAUCUGCAGAGUGCUGAAGAUCUCGAAAAUGCUGUAAUAAGGUUUGUAUAUUGCCCAUGCAUGGCUCGUAAUACGUAA